This is a messenger RNA of Durio zibethinus, 1435 nucleotides long. RefSeq lists its product as uncharacterized. Gene Ontology annotation, cellular component: chloroplast. The record is from RefSeq and is a predicted model, not a curated record. Lineage: Eukaryota; Viridiplantae; Streptophyta; Magnoliopsida; Malvales; Malvaceae.
GGAUAAUCUGUUGAUAACGCUAUGUUACCAGAAAAAACAGAGAGAAAAAAGGAGAAAACAGAGGGAAACUCCUAAAAAGGGGAACAAAAUGGUGGCGAUUUCUUUGUACAGAGGGAACCUCCACAGAGCACCGGACAUACCUCGCCGAUGGCUAAUGCCGACUCCCAACAUCUCUCUCAGAGACUUCAAAUCCCUAUUGCACCGCCGCAACAAAGCUCUCUUUCGUCUCCGUUCCACUUCUUCCUCUAGCCCUAACCCUAACCCUAACUCUGAACCUAAUCCUGAUUUAAAGCCUCACGUUCAAUCUCCCAUGCCCAAUGGGCUUCCUAUUCAGCCCAAAUUGGAAGCUCAAGUUGAGCCGGAACCGCCCAAGGAUUUGAAAACUGGACCACCUCCUGCGGAGGUCAAGGUGGAGGUAGUUGGAGGAUUCGACCGUGGAGAUUGUUCGUUUAAGCCGGAAGAUGAGCAGCCCGAGAAAGAUGAAAAUUUACAAGUGGAUGAGAAACCGCCUGAGGAGACUAGAGCAAAUGUAGAGGUUAGGGAAAAUGUAAAUGAGUUGAAUGAAAAAGAGAAAAGGAAAAGGGAUGUUGAGGAGAAGUUACGAGUUUUGAAUGCAAAGAAGCAUAAUUUGGUACAAUUACUAAAGCAGAUCUUGAAUACGGAGGAGGAAUUGAAGAGAAGAAAUAGCACGCAAGGUAUGGCAAUCUGUCCGGCUGUUCCACUUCAAGUGGAAACCACUAAUGACUCUGGGUCAAUGACUAGGCUUGUCACUCCUAGAAUGGGCUCGGAGGGUAAUCUUGCUGGUGAAAAUGAAGGAGGUGAAGCUGAUGAUGUUUCAAAUGCUAACAUUCAUUCUCGUCUUGUGUUUCGGAUGAGCAGUACAUCACCUUCUUCAGAAUCUCCUCUUAGAAGACCAACCUACAUUCAACACAAUGUGGUUCCCCUCCCCUCUCGAGCAAGCAUGGGGAUCACAGGUAGCCCAUCCCGUUUUGCUCCUACUGGAAAUCAAGGUCAUCCUGGAAAUCCUCCUGCUGUAUCCGUGUCAGGAACAAAUUAUGUUGCAUCAUCUCCUUCCCCUGCAGCAUCUGGUGGCACUUCAGUUUUCAGAGAGGCUCGGCAGCCAAGUCCAUGGAAUUAGAAUCUGUAGCCCAUUGAACUCUUUAUGCGAUUGUGGCUUUAAGAUGGUGUAUUGUGAGCUUAGCAACAUUCAGGUCCAUUUUGGUUAUUCUUGCUUAAGUAAAAAUUAGAAUAUUGGUUCUCAAUUUCAUGUCAGAUUGUCAGGUCCAAGGGGUUGCCGUCUUCUAUCUUCCUAUAUAACUGCUUAGAUGAUACUUAUACGGCAUGUCUUGCACAUCGUGAAGCUGUAUAUUUUUAGAAUGUAGAAGAUUGCCAUGUAUUGAAGGCGUAGAUUUUUCUUUCGUUUUGAAUUUUUUCA